GAAUCAAAGCCGACCGCCAAUAAAAGUCGUGUUCCUCUGCCGUCACUCGAUGGUAAAACAUAACCCAACCCCAAUCCACUUUCCAAGAAAACCCUCCUCCUCCUCCUCCUCCUUCUUCAGCCUGUAUAAAUAACCAACAGGCGAUUCGCUUUAUUCAAAACAGCCCAACCCACAACAAAAAGCUUUCUUUUACGGAAUCACAAGGAUAUUUGUUUUUCUAAUGGCUGGUGUUGGUAAAGCGGUUCCGGAAUUCCAGGACCUGUUGCCGGUGAUGGCGGAGAGGCUUGGCGGAGAAGGGCUGAUGAGGGAGCUGUGUAACGGGUUCCAACUGUUGAUGGACAAGGAGAAAGGGGUGAUCACGGUGGAGAGCUUGAAGAGUAACGCGGCGGUGCUGGGGUUGCAGGAUUUGAGACACGAUGAGCUCGUCAGCAUGGUGGAAGAAGGCGACACCGACGGCGACGGAGCCCUCAGUGAGAUGGAGUUCUGCGUGUUGAUGUUCAGAUUAAGCCCUGAAUUGAUGCAAGAGUCGCAGUUAUUGCUGGAGGAGUUUCUUCAAGAAGAGCUCAAAUCCGCUGCCUUCUAUUAGGAUUUUCUCUUCUCCCUCUUUUUCUUUCUGAUUUAUUAUCAAUAAUAAUUCAUUGCAAU
Molecule: messenger RNA, 645 nt
Organism: Hibiscus syriacus
Lineage: Eukaryota; Viridiplantae; Streptophyta; Magnoliopsida; Malvales; Malvaceae
Product: calcium-binding protein KRP1-like
Exons: 1
Coding region: 221-586 (121 amino acids)
Molecular function (GO): calcium ion binding
Source: RefSeq, a predicted model, not a curated record